UGCUGGUUAUUCCAAUGUGAGCUAGCUCGCCGGGUCCUGUGCUGCUGCUCAGUUUGGCCACACCGACUUGUGCGUCUAUUUUGGUAUCUUUUGAGCUCGCUGUCAGGAGCCCGGCCACACCAGUGCAUUUGAACAUGGAUCUGAGGGCUUGACUCACUUUGCAGGUGGUACCGCACUGGAUUGUUGGACAUGAAGGAUUGUGUUUGAUACCGGAGUCGGUGUUGGAUCCUUGCACUCAGCAUGAAAGACUCAUCACCAAGGAAAUUUACAUACUCGACCUCUUCCCUGAUGUCCGCCUGAGCCGGAAGAGAACUGAAGGAUCUACGGAGCUGCAGCCGCUACAAAGGAGGCAAGACUGGUGAUGACAAGGAAGAAAGACACUGUCUUGUUGACAUCAUGAGCUGUGUGGAAAAGCGACACAUGAGCCAUCGGGUGGGGAGCAUGCUCCACCAUCGCUUCCCCAAUGGCUUCACUGACAUGUUCAUGGAUGAGACUGAUCGGGAGGUCAGCACUCUCACUGAUCGAGCCUUUCGAAGUCUCUGCGUUGGAGACGACGCAGUUUACAACGACGAUUUCUUGUAUGGAUACUCACCUUUCAGCUGCCACAAACCUUUGGUGGGAGAGCCACUUAAAAAGAGUCAUCAUAAAGAAUCUAAAAAACAAGGGCAAAACAAAAGUGACAAAAACGACGCCCAGCCAUGGAAGCAGCAGCAGCAGAAGAAUAUAUCCCAGAUGUCCUCCUUCCUCAAGGCACUAAGCGCCACAGAGGAAAGCUGUGAGGGGAUGUUAAUCAGAAAUGGAGGCACAGCGGACUCUAACGGAGAAUCGUGGGAUAAGUCUGCACUUCGCAGCAUCCAAAGAGAGCUAUCAGAAUUCUCAGAAUAUCACAGCGGCCUCACAGACAGACAUUACAAGAACCAUCAUCGACAUCAGUCUGGUGAUGGUUCAUCCAACAAAACCAGCAAAGAUGUUGGCCUUCCCUCAGGAAAAUCCACAAAGACUAAAAAUGGGAAAUCCACUGUCAAACUAAGAAAACUGAACAUCAAAAACUUUUUCCUCCACAGUGAGUUUAGUCCUUUUCAAACAUGGACAGAUUUUAACCGGUUCCCCUUUGGCCAGGGGGACACAGCCACUUCUAUUCUCCCUACAGAUAACAUCCCCAAAUGGUAUGACUUGCCAUUUUACAAGGAGCUCACUGAGGCACAUAGAAAAGAGACUCUGCAUACAGAGGAGGUACAGUCAUGUCAAAAAGAAGCAGUUGAGCCUUCUCCCCCGACUGCUUCCAAACCCAUCCCUCCCCCUCCUCCACCAAAGGUCCUGCCAAAGCCCUCAGCCACUCCGGCUGGGAAGAGGUGCUCAUCAGAUGGAGGGGAAGGGCAUGCUGCCCCCUGGAGGCGCAACAGGUCCAGGGCAAAAAGUGCAAUUCCAGUCAAUCAAGCUGGGAUGCAACCUCAAGACAAUUUUUCAAAAGCAUUAGAUGAAAGCCUCUUGCUGGUCAAAAAGGAAGCUAAAUCUGUGGAAGUGAAAGCAGUGGAAGAAGUCAGCUCGUUGGCCUCUACUCCAUUCAGCAUCUGCCAGCUGAUGACUCCCCUCAUACCCUCCAGACAACCAACAGAAACAUCAGAAAUCCUCCAAGCAGUCUUCUCGCCCUCUGCCCUAGACCUUCCUCUUAGACCACAAUCUGAAGCCAAGGUGACCCCUGAACCUCCAGUCAAGCGGGAGAGCUACAAAUCACUCGCCUCCAGCAUCCUCUUCAACCUCAAAGACAACAGGAAAAGGGUGAAGAGUCGCUACAGCCCACCUAAAUUCAAAACUCUAGAGUUGCCUGAAGGUGGAGCACAGUCUCCACUAUCGGAUCAAGUGAAACAUUCACAAGCUGGUUCUGAGGGCAAUGCAUCUGGCUUAAGCACACCUGCCAUUUUGAGAGAUGGGCUGGCAGUUUGCAGUCCUAUUGUUGAACCUAUUGGAUCUCCAGCUGCUGGUGUUACAAAACACGACUCUGACGGGCCUCUGUCAGAUGAUUAUUUGUUGUCAAAUUUACUGCAAACCAAAAAGGAGGCUGCAGGUAAUAGCAGCGUUGGAGAUGAGACGACCAUCUCUCCUAAUAUACACUCAAAAAAGAACAAGAACCCUGCUAAAAAGCAAAACUACCCCUCUCUGAAUCUGUACAAGAAAGCAAGCCCUGUUGACGGCGAUAUGAAAUAUCUUCAAAUCCCUCUGAGCAGCAACACUCCGGCUCACGCAGAUCCACAAACUGAGACAAGUGAAGUUUCACCGCUCAUGUUAAACAAAGGACUUUCUCCAAAAGCACUGCCAACGAACACAGAGCUUUCACCAAAUACUUUAAAUGUCAUCAAAGAUUAUUCACCCAUAAUUUCACCUCACACACUUGAGAAAGAGGGGCUGUCAUCAGGAGUUAAAAGACCCCCGAAUGUACCAGAGAAAACAAAACGGCCAGUGAAAGAUGCAAAGGAAAAAGACUUUGGAGUGCAGCAAAAGGAAAAAGAUGCUGGUGGCCAAGCCAUGAGCACAAAGGAUGUGAUCAGAGCAGCAAGGGAAGCGAUUAAUGCAGCCAAAAAUAAAGCUCUAUCAGCAACUCAUUCAGAUAGCAUCAAUAAGGCCAUGUCAGACACAGACGAACUGAGGCAGAAAGAAAUAGACGAGAAAGUUUUGAAAGAAACGUUCAGCAGUAAGAGGGAGAGUUCAGUUCAAGAAAACAACGCUUUAUCUCAAAAUCGAAAUGACGCAACUGGUGCAACACUGGUUGGUAAAAACAGUAACGUCAAGAAAGAUCCUCCACCAGUACCAAAGAGAAAUUUUGCUAAAUCUGACAUUCAAUUUGCUCUUGACAAACAACAAACACUUAAUGUUGACAAAGUCUCUAACGGUGAUUCGGGUGAUACAAAACUAGAUUUACCACCAAAAGAAGACGAGUCUGUCCAGAAACAAGACAAGCACAAGCAUAUAUUCUCAGCCAGACAGAACAAUUAUAUCAAAUAUCAGAGAUAUGCAGUGACAGAUGAUGAACAAGUCGAGGAUUAUGAGGAAGGCAACCCGAACGUGAACACAAGAAUGGAAACAGAUGAUGAGAUGAUGUCACAAAGAGAAGCAAGAGAUAGUGAACAUAUAAUUAAUGAUUUGCAGGCUUUGAAAGAGCUGGAGAGAGCGAGGCUUGGCGAUCGUAUCCUUGAGAAGAACAAACAAGGGGUUGUUAACAUAGAUGAGGAGACAAAGGCUAAGAAUGAUUUGAUCUCAAGGGAGCUUCGGAAUAUAAAGAGAGGCAUGCUGUCGAUGAGAGGGAACACAUCGGCCAAGAGAGAAAUGUUCUCAAAGAAAGAGAAGGAGCAGAGCAAGCAGGAGGCCUUCGCAAAGUUAGACAGUAAUGUCAUAGUUAAUAAAGCAGUUAUCAAUGACAAUUAUGACAAAGCCAAAAUGGCACUUGAAGAGAUCAUCUCAGAGAGGCAGAGGAGAAAGAGUAAAACCACAGAGCAGGAUGAAAGUCCUGUGUCUGAUGAGAACGUUAGUGAUGAAAGUUAUGCAGCAAGACUGCAGCAACGUCAAAAAGCGAGGAAAGAUUCUAUGACAGAAGUCAGGGAAAAACACAACGACAACACUUUUGCACUUAAAGAUGUAAAAGAGAGACUUGGUGAUCUGAGAGACCACAAUCACCUCAGGCAGAUUUUGUCACAAACUGAACCCAGAUCCGGGGAGACCCAUAGAUCAGGUGGUUGGAUAGCACUACCUGGCAUGGACAAGACUAGCAAUGAGCUGAACACACUCCUCAAAACCAAAGCUAAAUAUGUGAAUGAUAAAUUAACUGACAGUCCUGGUGGUAAUUCAGAUGUCAAUUUGAGACAAAUAGCCAGACAGGUGUCUGAAGAUAGCGAAGAGUACCUGAUGAAUCAAACUGAAGGCAAAAAGUUGAAUGCUCCCCCUGUUCCCCCGAGGAGCAGAAAAGGAGGAAGUAGAAGAGAUGGAAGCGUCACCAUGGAGAAAGAUGUAGUCGAUGAAAAUGACUUUAAUAAAUAUGAAAAUUAUGAUGUAGGCAUUGAUGAGGUGAGGACGGAUUCAGAAAUACACGAAGCAGUUAGUGAAAAAGCUUUGCCCCAUCAGAGUGAAAUCACUUCUGACAAAGACAGGUGGGAAGAGGUUAAGGUCACAAAUUCAAAGUCAUUCACUGUAACCGAUGCAGUACCAAAUGAAUCCAUUUCAACUUCAAGCUACAAGCCAUCUCAAAAUACAUUGUGCUUAUCACCAGAGUUCAAAGAAAAUGAAAAUAAGUCAAGCAACAUGCAGAUAAAUAGCCCCACAAGGGAGGCCACAUCUGAAACUAGCAGUGCCAAGGCAAAGGAAACAUACAAGAUAAAGCGAAAGGCCCCUUUAAAACCAGACCAUCUUAUCACGCCAGACGACAAUGUAACUAAAAGUCUAGCAGCAGAAGAAGAACCUGACAAAACAGAAAGAGCUAAUGAGGAUGUAAAUGUGGAGGCAGAUGCUCUCAGUGAAACCCCCAGAAACAUAAUAUCCCCCUUGCUGCUGGUAAAUGGCGUAAACAUCAACCAGAGCCCACCAGACCAAGCCAGCUUGUCCUCAAAAUCUUCCUACUUCUCCGUAGAGAGUGCACUGCACAGAAAUACUGAGUCCGAGUCAAAUGUUUACCACUCACUGGAGAACUUGCUUGCAGAGGUGGAGGAGGUUGACGAAGCAGUGCAGAAUGUUUCACGAAAUACACAACAGGAUUCAGACAGAGCAGAAGCGGAGUAUUAUUCUUUAAGUGAUCAUGAGAGUGAGCCAGAGGUUGCAAAGCGGCCGAUAAAAUCUCCGCAAAAAGAGGCCGAAGUACUGAAAGAGGUCAUCAAAGAAAGUGAAGAUACCACCACAGAUCCAAGUUUACCUCAUGAUGAAAAUGUUUCAGCAGCAAUGUCGCCCUCUAAUACUUUCUCACCGACUCUGGGGAUCCCUGCCUUGUUUAAAGUCAAAGACAACACCUUUAGUAAUAAGUUGAAAAAGACAGUGCAACCCUGGUCACCAAGAGGCAGUCUUAGUGGUUCAGAGAGGGGAGAGGAGGAGGCACGUCAAGUAAAAGAAACUCCAGAGCUCCCACUGGUGAAUGAAACUCCUACCAGUAGUAGUACCUUAAUUCCAGGAGAAAUCUUUAAACCUAAAGAGAUCUUAUCAAACCAGUCAUCGCCCCUGCUGCUCUCACCUUCAAAUCUCCAAAAUGAAAACCUAAAGACACUUCAAGCUGGAUGUUUCCUCACUGUCCCACAGGAGGAAGACAGAUUUUCUGGGGUUAGUCCGUCAUCUGAAGGCUUGGAGAGCUUACCAACCAGCACAGGUGACACAGCUGAUGAGAUGACAAUGAACGCUGGAGGGCAGGUGGAACGUGAAGUGACAAAGUUACCCAGCGAACGCUCGGGCUCCACCUGCAGUGGUAAUGACAGUCAAACAGGUCUGCCCAAGCCUCCAGCGGUGUUACCCAAAUCUGAAAAGGCAGUUCUAAAAGCCAUUAAGUUGGCAACGAGAAGGAUGAAGAAGGAGGAGGCCCAGAAGUCAACGCACAAGUCUUCUCAAAGCAGCAGCAAACACAGAACUGAUAGACACAAGAGUGAUAAAUCGGAGCACAGAAGCAGCAGCAGUAGUAAAACUGGCAGGAGCAGCGAGAAAAAACACAGAGAAAAAACUGAAGAUGGUCAUCGUCACAAUGAAAGCCACCAUAGAAAAAAUAGCGACCAGCAUGAGCCACUACCAAGCAACAAUGAAAACCACCACGACAACCGAAUGGAAAUGAGCCACAAGACUCGGAGGCAGAGUCACGAUUCAGUUGAAAGCAGAGAAGCACCAUCCAGUGUGGCCUCAGAAAGGACGGGACGUAGCAGUGACAGACACACCCGAGACAAACCAGAGCAAAGACACUACAGCAGCGACAGGAUCAUCAGCAACGUACCUGUGUACAAAGCUAGCAUCACCGAGAGACCCAUGUCGGACCGGCCCUUCCAACGGUCACAAAGCAUUGAUAGGUACCUCGGAGAUAAAGUAGAGCGCAGGCUCAGUGCUGAUACUUCAGUCAGCGAGAAGCUCGACCCCAGGACCCAGCGCAUUGAGAAAUCCAUCAUGGACGAGCUUCAGCAGAGAGGCAGAGCCAGAGACAAGGCGAGCAGAGACAACCCGCUAAGGAGGAGUCACAGUAUUGAUGCAUACAGCACCGACGCACCUCAUCCAUCACCUCUGUCUCGCCAGUCAAGCCUCACCAGCCAGCUUUCUCGCCAGUCUAGUAUUGAGCACACCAUUGUUACGCAGUCCUUCCCUAUGACCCAACGCAAACUCCUGCAGGAUCCAGACUCUGGGCAGUACUUCUUUGUAGAUAUGCCCAUACAAGUCAAGACAAAAACAUUCUUUGAUCCUGAAACAGGAAGCUAUGUGCAGCUGCCAGUCCAGCCACCGGAGGGCACUGUUCAUCAGCCGUCCCCUAUGGAGGUCCUGACCCCGCCGAUGGUUGUCUACCAUGGCUUUGUCCCGGUGCCUCUGUCCCCCAUGGCUCAGAAAGCCACCAUCCAAGCGCCUCGUAUGGAACCGGAUGAGUUUGAGCAGAGGCACCUAGAAAGGUCAAGGCAAAUGCUGUACAAGGAGGGACGUCCAUAUUUAGAGCCUGUCUAUGGUCAACAUGACCACAUGUUAGGAGAGUUCAUGGGCACUGAGGAGCUGGACUGUCCAAGCUGAUAAGCCAGGAGGUUUGAAAGGAAUAAUCCACCCUCCCCUAAUACUGUUUUGUCAAAUUGUGGUGUUCAUUGCAUUCCAGGAGCUAUUUUUGUGAUGUUUUUGACAUGGUAUACCUUUUUUCAACUGACCUUAUCAACUCAUACUUCAGUUAUUGAUUUUUUUUUUUUUUUACAUUUUCCAGAAGGACUAUAAGCAAACAAAAACACACCAAUAAUGGAUUUCUCCCUGUCUGAUUCUUAAAAACUGGUAUAAAACAACUAUAAGAAGGAGUCCUCGGGCUUCUAAAUAUCUUCUGCUGUUAAACACUAUUGCAAAUAUCCUCUUGUCGCCCUGUUCUAGACAGAAUGAUAAAAAUGCACCAAAAAAAAAAAAUGCCACCAAAGUGGUCCCAGAAAUGCAAAGUACAUCACCUGCAUUUGUCUGACUUAUAACAUUGCUAAAGAGUUUCAGGUUGGAUUUUUUUUUUCUUUGUUUUCUCAGUUCAGAUCUUUGCUUCUGGUUUUGCUUUACUUGCCUUAAACUUCUUUAAGACACUGAAGCUGUGCUGGCUUCGUGAAGCUACUGAGGCCUCUCCUGAGUAUGUAAAGACGAAUGACUUUGACUUGAGUGUAAAAUGACAAGAAUAAUGAAUUUGCAGAUGAAUGCCAGUUGUUGAAUGCAUUUGUCUGAAUGUGAGUUGAAGGAAUUCUGUAAGAUAAUGUGCAAUUUUUGAGAAAGAACAAGACGACAUGGGUGAUCCAUGUACAUAAUGUAUUUAAGUGUAAAGAGAGAGGGCAAGAUUGAAUGUAAGAUGUUUAUUUAUUGUAAAUGCUGACAGUUUGUUAUAUACUACAGUGGUGUUGGGUCUCCACUACUUUUCAGGUAUUGUGGCUUUUUGUUUUAUUACCUGCUAAGUUUGUCAUCUUGAGAUUUCUUUUUUCACCUGACAGUUUGCUGUCAUUGAAGUUAUCAUUAGAUAAACUUGAAAUAAAUAUUAAAUUAAUGGAAAGAAUUGUCCUGGAUUUGUAUGUUUUUGAUUUUAACUUGUCAUGUCCACACAGCUAAAUUUUAAAAACAUUUUGCAUGCAAAGUUAAAAUUACACCUGGUGGAUGAGUUUGAUACGUCACAGAUUUCAUUUAUAUUGUCUAAAAGCUUGAACUGGCAUUACUGCAAAUACUGUUUUUUUUAAUAUGCAGAGGACAUGAAGGUGAAUCGGUUUUGCAAGUUUGUCGCAUUUGCGUUUUUUCUAAACUAGAAUCGAGCAGGGCUGUCUUGUGUCUGUGAUCCAUUCCAAUAAAAAAACAACUGUUGUUACAGAU
Messenger RNA from Stegastes partitus (bicolor damselfish), 8019 nucleotides. RefSeq lists its product as uncharacterized. The transcript is spliced from 3 exons. NCBI's taxonomy places the organism in Eukaryota, Metazoa, Chordata, Actinopteri, Pomacentridae. The record is from RefSeq and is a predicted model, not a curated record. Gene Ontology annotation, cellular component: Z disc. Gene Ontology annotation, biological process: positive regulation of calcineurin-NFAT signaling cascade. Bases 397 to 6720 code for a protein of 2107 amino acids.